Molecule: messenger RNA, 162 nt
Organism: Plasmopara halstedii
Lineage: Eukaryota; Oomycota; Peronosporomycetes; Peronosporales; Peronosporaceae
Exons: 2
Coding region: 1-162 (53 amino acids)
Source: RefSeq, a predicted model, not a curated record
AUGGAGAAGCAUGUUUUGGUAAACUACAAGAAGGGUCUUUUUAACAAGAUUCGCAACAAAAAAGUCUACAGCAUAGGUCGAUGGGACGCAUUAAUCGACGUAUACAAACACCACCCUAGCGAUCAGGGAGCCAUAAUUGGUCUUCAUUGUCAGGUCGGCUAG